This is a messenger RNA of Cynara cardunculus var. scolymus (artichoke), 1061 nucleotides long. Its product is annotated as probable protein phosphatase 2C 26. The transcript is spliced from 11 exons. The record is from RefSeq and is a predicted model, not a curated record. The coding region runs from base 53 to 961 and encodes 302 amino acids. Lineage: Eukaryota; Viridiplantae; Streptophyta; Magnoliopsida; Asterales; Asteraceae.
CCUUUAGUGUGUGAAAUACGAGGUGCUGAGCAACGGUGGUCGGAGUCGGGAAAUGGCGGUCACGCUGGUUUCUUGUUGUCGUCAUCACCAUCAAUUCUUAUCUUCCUUUGAAAUCGCGAAUCAAAUUCCGAGGAACAGAAUGAUGAGCUCCAUUCGUUGUUCUUCUCCACCAUUCAAUCCGGUUGUCAGGCCUGAGUUGUGUAUUCGUGUUGGAACUCAACUCAUUCCACACCCCAAAAAGGCUGCCAAAGGUGGGGAAGAUGCUUUUUUUGUGAGCAGUUACAACGGGGGAGUUAUUGCUGUUGCAGAUGGUGUUUCUGGGUGGGCAGAAAAGGAUGUCGAUCCUGCACAAUUCUCUCGAGAACUAAUGAGAAAAGCUUCGUCUUUAGUUGAGGAUGAGGAGGUUAACUACGAUCCUCGGAUUCUUGUUAGAAAAGCACAUGCUGCCACCUCUUCCACAGGUUCAGCUACUGUAAUCAUAUCCAUGCUAGACAAUGACGGGAUUCUGAAGGUUGCCAAUGUUGGGGAUUGUGGACUUCGAGUUAUUCGCAAAGGUCAAAUAAUCUUUUCCACGUUUCCGCAAGAGCAUUAUUUCGAUUGUCCAUAUCAGUUGAGCUCAGAAGCGGUCAGCCAGACGUAUCUAGAUGCCACGGUUACCAGUAUUGAUACAAUGAAGGGAGAUAUCAUCGUUAUGGGUUCAGAUGGGCUUUUUGAUAACGUGUUCGAUCAUGAAAUCCUAUCAACGAUAGCCAAACAUAACGAUGUCAUGGAGACCGCAAAGGUAUUGGCUGAUCUUGCUUACAAGCAUUCCGUGGACUUCUACUUCGAUUCCCCAUAUUCGAUUGAAGCCAGAACACGAGGGUUUGAUGUUCCGUGGUGGAAAAAAGUCUUGGGACAAAAGCUAACAGGUGGAAAGAUGGAUGAUAUAACUGUAAUUGUUGGAGAAGUGGUCAGCAAUUGAUUAUAUAUGUUCAUAUUUUUUGGCUGAAUUCAGAUUUAUUCACUAUAUAUAUUUGAUUGUAAAUUUUGGAGAUUUUUGUAAUGGAUAAUCAUUACAACUU